UGCCAGUCACCCAGUUAGGCCGGGUCGGGGCAGGUCUGCAGGUGGGCGGGGAGCGGCCGCACCUCUCCCUCCUGCCCCCUGGUCUGCGCGCUCGGCCUCGCUGAGACCUGGGCUCCUGCUGCCCCAGGCGGGACAGCCGGGGUUCCCGGGCGGCCCCUGGGGCCCAGGGCAUGUGCCGAGGGUCCCCAGGGCCCGCGCCAUGUCCCGCUCGCUGACCUGGCGCUGGUGCCCCUGGUGCCUGACGGAGGACGAGAAGGCGGCCGCCAGGAUCGACCAGGAGAUCAACCGGAUCCUCCUGGAGCAGAAGAGGAAGCAGCACUUCCUGUCCCGCUGUGCGGCCGCCAGGUGGGGACAGCUCAUCAGGGGCUUCCCUGGUGCUGACCACCGCCUCGCGAGCAGCCCAGAACCCUGCGAGGCUCCCGAGGCUCUGGACAGCCGGGGAUGUGACCAGUCCAACUCUAUAAAUGAACAGAUCGCGGGCCAACUGGACCGGCUCCCGGGCGGGUGGUCGGUCAGCCCUCACCGGGGCUGGGCAGGCAGGUCGCCUGGGGCCCACGUUUCACACCCGGGGACACCGAGGCACAGGGCGGUCAGGUCAGAGCCAGGCGCCGGCCGCUCUUGGAUUCGGCCGCUGGGGCCUGGUGGGGUGGGUCUCGGUCCCCGGAAGCCAGCAAUGGCGUCCCCCGCAGGCCCGGGCGAGAGCGGCAAGAGCACCUUCAUCAAGCAGAUGCGGAUCAUCCACGGCGCUGGCUACUCGGAGGAGGACCGCAAGGGCUUCCGGCCCCUGGUCUACCAGAACAUCUUCGUCUCCAUGCGCGCGCUCAUAGAGGCCAUGGAGCGCUUCCAGAUCCCCUACCGCCAGCCCGAGAGCAAGCACCAUGCCAGCCUGGUCAUGAGCCAGGACCCCUAUAAGGUGACCACGUUUGAGAAGCGCUUCGCUGUGGCCGUGCAGUGGCUCUGGAGGGAUGCCGGCAUCCGGGCCUGCUAUGAGCGCAGGCGGGAGUUCCACCUGCUGGACUCAGCAGUAUACUUCCUGUCGCACCUGGAGCGCAUCACGGCGGAGGGCUACAUCCCCACGGCGCAGGACGUGCUCCGCAGCCGCAUGCCCACCACCGGCAUCAACGAGUACUGCUUCUCCGUGCAGAAGACCAACCUGCGGAUCGUGGACGUCGGGGGCCAGAAGUCCGAGCGCAAGAAGUGGAUCCACUGCUUCGAGAACGUGAUAGUGCUCAUCUACCUGGCCUCGCUCAGCGAGUACGACCAGUGCCUGGAGGAGGACGGCCAGGAGAACCGCAUGAAGGAGAGCCUGGCCCUGUUUGGCACCAUCCUGGAACUGCCCUGGUUCAGGGGCACCUCCGUCAUCCUCUUCCUCAACAAGACCGACAUCCUGGAGGAGAAGGUCUCCACCUCCCACCUGGCCACCUACUUCCCCAGCUUCCAGGGCCCCAAGCAGGACGCGGAGGCAGCCAAGAGGUUCAUCCUGGACAUGUACACGGGGAUGUACUCCGGCUGCGUGGACGGCCCCGAGGGCGGCAGGAAGGGCCCGCGCUCUCGCCGCCUCUUCAGCCACUACACCUGCGCCACGGACACGCAGAACAUCCGCAAGGUCUUCAAGGACGUGCGGGACUCGGUGCUCGCCCGCUACCUGGACGAGAUCAACCUCCUGUGACCCAGGCCUCCCCUGGGCCGCACCUGCGGGCGGGCGGCGGGGCGGCCGCGUGCCGGUGAACUGGGGCCCGGCAGGUGCAGCCCCUUCUCGUCUCUCUUUCUCACCCAGAAAGCCCCCCACGCUCACCGUCCUUGACUCAGGGAAUGGGUGGGGGUCGCUGGGGAGUCCCACCUCCGGGCACAUCACCUCGUGGACUGGGGUCCCGGAUCCUCAGGGACCUGCCCCGAUGGGAGGAGUGGCCGCCAGCAGUGGACUUGGGCGUGGGGUCCUGGACCCUGGGGGAUCAGCCCCGAUGGGACGAGUCGCCGUCAGGAGUGGACUUGGGCGUGGGGUUCUGGGUCCAGGGGGAUCAGCCCCAUGGAGGAGAGGGCUUGGUCCUGGACCCUGGGGGUCAGCCCCUGAAUGGGAGACUUUGGCGCCCCCUCGUGGGCAGACGGAGGAAGUCCCCCUCGGGGGACCUGGCCCAGCCACGGAGGAGCCAGCAGGCUCCCAGGGGGCUGCCCCGGUCUGCGGAGGGCGGAAGCGGGGGCCCACAGACCUCCCGGCCCCUCCCAGACCACGCUGCACCCCCACAGCGUUCUGGGUAAUUUAUUCUUUCUCCUCCCGCGGGGGACAUCGAUGAAACGACAUCCUGGGGCCCUGUGAUUUCUCAGGGGCCAUGUUGCCUGGGUCUUGCUGAUCCCCGCUGCGGUGAGAAUGGCCACACGCGGCAGGAGGGAGAAGGGUCUUCCCCAAGCACUUGUCCCGGCGCCGAGCUGUGCAGGACCCCGCGAGCCAGCAGGGGGCGCCGGCCUCCUCCCGGGCUGGUCCAGGCUCGCCCCGAAUUGGACGAGGAUGCAGAUGGAGCUGGAGCCUCCCCCCAGCCGCAGGGCAGCUCCCCGUGGGAGGGGACUUCAGCAGAAAAAUGGAAUUAAAGGUCUUGUUUAUUUUGGUGCAAAA
Messenger RNA from Tupaia belangeri chinensis (Chinese tree shrew), 2608 nucleotides. RefSeq names its product G protein subunit alpha 15 (gene GNA15). The coding region runs from base 200 to 1669 and encodes 489 amino acids. Gene Ontology annotation, biological process: adenylate cyclase-modulating G protein-coupled receptor signaling pathway; phospholipase C-activating dopamine receptor signaling pathway. NCBI's taxonomy places the organism in Eukaryota, Metazoa, Chordata, Mammalia, Scandentia, Tupaiidae. Gene Ontology annotation, molecular function: G-protein beta/gamma-subunit complex binding; G protein-coupled receptor binding; guanyl nucleotide binding. Gene Ontology annotation, cellular component: cytoplasm; heterotrimeric G-protein complex. The record is from RefSeq and is a predicted model, not a curated record. The transcript is spliced from 8 exons.